GUGUGACCAACAAUGGAUUAUUCUAUUGCACUGUCACUGCACUGCUUUGGGAUGAAAUGUCCUCCAGUUUUAAAUGGCUUUUCAAAGCUUUUAUUUGUAUUUUUGGCACUGUGCUCCAUACUAUUCUCACAGACAAUGAUCUUGCGAUGGCCGAUGCUAUCUGUUUUAUCCUUAUUGAUAAGUAUGGUACAAAGCAUAGUCUUUGUAUUUGGCACAUGGUAAUG
This is a messenger RNA of Ambispora leptoticha, 224 nucleotides long. The record is from the annotation of a GenBank genome assembly. Lineage: Eukaryota; Fungi; Glomeromycota; Glomeromycetes; Archaeosporales; Ambisporaceae.